This is a messenger RNA of Hydractinia symbiolongicarpus, 6460 nucleotides long. RefSeq lists its product as uncharacterized. The record is from RefSeq and is a predicted model, not a curated record. Lineage: Eukaryota; Metazoa; Cnidaria; Hydrozoa; Anthoathecata; Hydractiniidae. The coding region runs from base 5242 to 6096 and encodes 284 amino acids. The transcript has 6 exons.
GACCACUUAAAAGGUCAAGGUGCAGAAAAUUAUACACACUUAGGAGCUACAUAGACGUCUUAAUAAUCUUAAUAACUUAAUUUGAUACUUUUUUAUUCUUAUUUUCUAAAAACAGAAUAAUUUUCCUUUAAUAUUCUUUUUCAUGGUAAAAUAAGCUACAGACCGUAAAAUAUAGUAAAUACUAGUAAUUCAAAAGUUUGUUUUGAGGAGGGAAAAAGAAAACACGAAGAGCUGUAUUUGUUCAAAAAAACUGUUACUAGCUUUAAGAAGAAAACUUGAGUUGAAAGCAAGGAUUUUCUUCUAUCAUGCUUGAUCUUAUAUGUAAAAUUGAAUAAUAAUACAGUCUGGUCUUCCAAAUCAACGCUGGCAUAAUCAACUUUUAUACAGCCGCCGUCCCACAAUGAAGUUCGCCUCUUCUUAAGCCGAAAAAAUUGUUAUAUAGGCUAUAGACUAUAGAUUAUAGACUACUAGCCAAUAAUCCCGUGAAAAAAUCCACUUUGGCAAACAAUGGAAAAGAGAACCAUCAUUAGAAUGUUAAUGGCGUCUGCAAGGACCCGUUAAUACAUAAAAACGGAAAUUUGUUUACCUGUUGCCCUGUUGCUAAAAAAAUGGAAUGCUAAUGAAGAAAAUCAAGUGCUUUUGACGACUUGUUACAGAGAUAUGAGAAUUUAAAGGAUUUUUGAUGACGUCAGUAACCCGUCUGUCCAAAAUGGGUAGGAUUAUCCCGCUUUAAAAAGUUGGUCCUAAAUUUGGUAGUCCGUAGUUACUCACGCAGGAGAUGACGUCAAUUAUUUUCACCUGUUUCCAAGUUGUUAAACCUUAAAAUAAAUGCAUGUUCGAUUUUGAUACUUUUCGAAUCCAAGAUCGUUCGAUUUUAAACUUUUGUAACUUCACAAAACAAAUUCGAAUCGUUGUUAAUGUAAAUUGAAACGAAAAGAUGGUUUUAGGUGAGCUACUUUUAUAUUUUUUGUGUGCUAUGAAAAUGUUUUUUAUUUGUUUACGUUUUUAUGUCACCAUUUUUACCCGAACCGGUUAGUAUGGCUUCUAGAGAGACCUGUUAAAAUAAGCCGUAAGCCAAUCAAAUCAUUGGAUUUUUUCAUACUAACCGGUUUUUUGUGGCAGUCAGGUAAUAAUAAUACAGUAAUAACAGAUUUUCCCGGGAUGUACCGCAAAAUAUCGCCCGAGGUCUAAGUUCCAACCGAGCUUGCGAGGUCGGUGCAAUGACUAAGGGCAACAUUUUCGGUACAGCAUGCGGUAAUCGGUUAUUAUUGUAUUUGUUAACCGUCAAGUUAGAUAAAAUAAAAAAUAAGAAUUUUAUUUUUAGUGUUCUUAUAAUAAUAUAAUUCACUAGCACUACUAGGUCCAAAUUUGAAACAGUCCCGUCUAAAAACAAACAUUCUAUUUAUAAUCCGAAAGCCCCAAUAGAAUAAAACUUUGUAAACAAAGCAUUACGAUGCUUAACACGUACAGAAUAAUGUGCAAAGUUGAAUGCGCAGCUGAAAUAUAGUUCGACGAAUAUUAAAGUAAUUUUUUUAACUAGCUAGCUAGCCAAGAAUAACAUGAGCUUCAACGAAUUUUUUAUUGACUCGGUAACCACAAAGCUGCAGGAACGAAUCUGAAAAUGAGAGAUGUAUUUUUUUUUAUGAUUCCGUCGACCUGUAUUUAGUAUUUUUGAUAAAACUGGUUAUCAGAUCAUUGUUUUUUAUGGCAAUGUAGCUAGUUAAGUAGCCAUGUUGAAGAAGCAUCCAGACACAAUGUUGCUGAAUCUGGUUAUUUUAACUGUUAAACUUGACAUUGUUUUUUUUUCUAUCCUAUGAAAAUGUUUUUAUCAAUAAAUGAGUUAGAUGUAUAAUCAUUUCCAAUGCUUCUUAAUUUUUUUUUUCGUGCUUGUUUACAUUUUGAGCUACCAUUUUUCUUAACGAUGGGCAGUACCAUAAAAUAUCGGCCCGUCGUCGUCAGAAGCGCUAAACCAAUCAGAAUGCCUAAAAGCCCGUAUUGCCCGCUUGAAAAAUUUAAAAAUCAAAAUUAGGAGCAGAUGAAUUACAACAACGAUUCGUUCAAAAGCUAAGUGAAUUGUAGAUGAACAAACCGCUCACGAUUUGUUUCAAGUCACAUCUUGUGUCAAUGCAAUAAUGUUUAGCCAGUUUGCAGAAAAAUGGUUUCCAUAGUUUAAAGCCGGCGAUAAUUGUUCAGGAAAUGCCGAAAUAUAAAGUUCUAUGCAUUGGUUUCGAAAACAGACACCCCGGGGUUACAUACAACGAAGUCUGGGCACUAGUAAAGCGCUUGUAUGGACAAACAUUAUAUAAUGGUAGCGCAACAAGAAGAGAACAACAAAACAACUUAAACGCCAUCAUGACAUCAAAAUCAGAAGGUUAUCUUUAAUGGUUUAUGGACUGUAUCCUAUUCCAAUGCACAAAACUUAAUGUUAUUAGUGUUAUUGCUUACGUCAUACGGCCUAGCAAAAGUCAAAUGUCAAACGUGUCAAAUGAGAAAAAAAUGUUAUUGUUGAUACCAUUUUGCUAUAUUUUAUUGUUAUCUUAAAAAGGUAUUGGAUCCAAGAGUUAUUAUCACUAUAUAAGGGAGUAAAGCGUUAAAGAUAAACUAAAGAUAGGUAUAGUUUAAGCUACCCGCCUAAGUGUAGUUAGCCUGGCCAGCUAGGCUGGGGAAGGGGGAGUAUUUACAGUACAUCAUUGCACUGCAAAUACUUUGUUAAAUUCACAGAGAAAAUCAAAAUCUAUCAUCCACAAUUUCUGCCCCAAAAUUUUCAUUUUUGUGCGCAGUAAAGUUUUUGUUAUUUUAAAAUAGACUUUCAAAAGGAAUGGUCGCUACGUGUCCGAGCGAGCCAAAGACGGUUAUGUUAAGAACUGCCUGAAUUGUUUUCUUUGUGCUUCUGCUAGUUUAGGUCGCUAAAGCAUCUAAUCCUAUACAAUCCUGACCCUACUUCAUAUAACUUUAUCCAAUAUAUACAGUUACUUAGUUAAUAAUUAAAGUGAUCAUAUGGUUAGAGUUUUUCUCUAACCAUAUGAUUGGCUAAUAUACCAAAAAAAUAUGAUGCUAUACUUUUGUUACAGAAAAACAAGUGCAAUUACUUAUUUUUUAUUUUACAGUGCAAAAAGCUUAUUAUAUUUUUUCUCUGAUUGGCUGAAAAAACGUGCAAAAAGCUGUAAUUUAUUUCCUGAUUGGUUAAAAACUUGCUGAGUACAGUUAUUUUUCUUUUGAGAAAUGAGAAUUUAUCGGUAAAUUAUUCUUUUGUUUUGACAUGCUUUACACCACAGAGAUUUUUAGUUCAACUUGUGACUUUAGGUUAGUGAGGUUUUAUCUAUAGCACGUUGAAGGAGUUUUGUGUUUAAUUUGAUUGUUCAACUUAACUUGUUAUACAUCAGCGGUACUUAUUAAGCAUACGUAAAUAUUUUUGCGAGAUAAACGCAAUAUAGAACGACUUUCUACUACGAGCAAAGAAGAAAAUGAGAAUUGACAAGAUAAAUCACUGCUUUUACUUCAUCUAAUUUGUAUGAAAUUAUCAUGAGUAUAGUACUCUAAAAUUGAUUUUUAUUUAAUUUCAUUGAGGCGUGACAUAAACAAGCUUUGUUUUCUUCUCUUUAAUAAUAGCCGUAUUUUGUCUUUCUGUCCGCGAAAGAUGCGUUCCAUUACAGAAACACGAAAAUUUUAAAACAUGCACCAAUACCAAAUGCGACAUAUUAUUACCAACUUUGUUUUGACCGCUCGACGGAAACAUGCUACGGAGGCCAUUUUAGUUUGAAAGAGAUGGUGUCAGGAUUGCGGAUCUGUUUGAUCUUCUUAGUAUUUGUUUUCACAUGUUAAGGCACAUAUAUUUUUGCGCUUUUUACCCACGUUUACUAAAACUUAUUCCGCAAAAUAAAAUAAUAUUGCCCGAUUGUUUUUGAUAUGACGGAGUAACACGCUUUGUAAUUUUUAUUUCAGCUUUUGUUGCGGGAAAGUUAUUUUUUGAAAAAUAUGUUAAGGUCGCAACACUGUAAUGGUGUAUGAGCUUCAUUUCAUUUACGACAUACUGCAUACCUGUAAUAAAGCGCUGCACCUGACUGUGUCGCACAGUUUAAAAUACUUAUUAAGCGCUCCUCAGGGCGUUCAACAACAGUUACUUGGGACUUUACCCGGCGAUUCGAUGCCGGGUCUCCUGACUAGUCUUUUUGGUAAUAGACGUAUUCCGUCUGCCUGUCUCUGCGCGGACCCCCGCUGAGUUAGAACAUGAUGUUAUGGAAACACAAAUAUCAAAUAGUGAGGGCCACUAUGUAAUUUCGUGUGCACAUGUGUGUUAAAAGUGAUUUUUUGAUUUAAAGUUGUUCCUUAGGUCCCAAAUUACCAAAAAAAUAUAGGUGGCAAAAUUUUUUGUCCCAUCGGACCAAAUUAGAUGACGUCAUCACUUUUACAGUCAGCAAAAAAAUAAUUUCACAUUUAUAUGUCAUAUUAUAUAUCGUUGGAAAGAGGAGAUCGAGUGGAUCAAAAAAAAUGUAAGAACCAUGUCUUCAAAACGUAACGUUCGAAAGAUAUUACUAUUCAAACUUUGUACAAAUUACAGACCGGUAAUUUACUGACCCAGCACAAAAAUGACUAUAACCUGCUCAAUAGCGAAGUUUUUUUGUUGAAUUUUAGUAUGGUAUUGGGUCACCCUAAUGUCUUUCUGUUUGAUCAAAAUUUAUUGUUCAAAUCACUUCAAGGGAUAAUUUACAGACCAGUAAUUUACAGACCAAAGCACGUGUUUAGUUGUUUACUUUAGUUUUGAAAAGCAAGUAGCGAAUUUCACUUAGACAUUUUGUAUGUAUUAGUAUCAGUAUAAUAACAAGUUUUGUUUUAUAAUUGUUCGAUUUCAUAGACAUAGACAUAGAAUUCGAAUGUUCUAUUUCUAGAAAACAUUCUAUUGUUCAAUUUCAUAGCUAGACUGUUUAAUUUCGAAGUGUUAGUGAAGUGUAAUGUGAAGUUUAUAGUAUAGACAUACAUGCAUAAUAAUAAAAUGAAUAGACCGAAUUAAAAUGGAUGUUAACUGUGUAAAAACAAUAAAUGUGCUGGAUUUUGGGAAAUGUAUAGUGUGUCAGAAAGAUACAUCAAAAAAGGUACCGCCUUACUUAAACAUUUUUUCCCAUUCCUGUUCUGAGUUCUGAGAUUUUUGAGAGAAAGAUUUUUGUUUGAUACUUUCACCAAGAUGUCAUAUUUUGUUUAGAAUGUUGGCAACCCAAAAGAGCAGUAUUUGAAAAAGUUAUUAUCAUGUCUGGAGGAAAGAGUUGUGGUGAUUCGAAGUAUCUAGAUUUUUGGGAAAAACUGAAGUCAUAUGAUAUUGUACAGCUUGUUGAAGGAAAGUCUUCAUACCAUUCUGAUUGUUACAAAAUGGCCACAAAUAAAACAGAGAUAGACAGGUUAAAGAAACGGCCAGUAUCAAAAGAGUCUUCGGACAGUUUUAGCCCAUCAUUUGUUGUAUCUGUGAAACAAAAUGAAAAAAAAACAUUGCGCUCAAGUGGAAUUAUGUUUCAAAAACACCUUUGCAUUAUUUGUCAAAAAAGGGGAGGAAAGAUACAUAAAGUUAUGUCUAAGACGGUAGCAACAAAGAUGCUGGAGGUCUCGAAGCUUAUAGCAAAUAAAUCAUUUUUCAUCCGUAUGAACAAUAUUCCUAACGCUGAUGCUAUAGCAAAUGAUGCCCAAUAUCAUUUAGCAUGUUGGGUGAAGGUUCAGAGAGAGGCUUUAGCAUUACAUCAAGACAUAUCACAGCUACAAAAUAUGGAAGAUACAGACCGCGCACUUGCAGAUGUUGAAAUAAUUAACAUAAUCAAACAUUUAUUGGGGGAAUCACACGACAACGUAAUAAGUAUGAACGAUGUUAACUAUACAUACAACAACUUAAUGGGAAACUCCGAAAGCAACCAAAUCAAUUACAAGCGAUAUUUAAAGCACUUGUUAACAGAAAAUAUUGAGGACAUAGUGUUUUCAAGACCUCCAUCAAGAACAGAAUCCGAAAGAAACAGACAUGAAGACCUGGUCCUACUUGAAAGAGAAUUUCGCAAUUGCCAAAACCAAUAUACCAUUCACUGCCAUUGGGUCCGAUCACGCAAUGGAGCAGGAGAAUAAGGUAAUGAAGGUCACUGGAGGCAUUAAAGGACUGUUACAACAAUCAUCUACAUUGAACAGAUUUUGCCUUGUUUCUUCUAUACUUGCAUCAUUAUCGAAAGAGUUUUGUGAUAUACAAAAUGUCAAUGUUGAUCAAAGAAAGCAACACUACCAAUUGAGUGGCUCAACAUGUAGCAGGAUAGCUUCUAACGUCAAUAAAUUGCUUUGUAUCAUGGAUGACUUCGAUGUCAACUUCCGACAAUCCGAUUGUGUAUUUAAUGUUGUUUCAAAAGCUGUUCUUCACAAUUCACAAAUACUUCAACAUGCUGAUAUUGGCUCAAAAUGUUAUGAAGAAUUUGUCACGGAGAGGAUAAAAGGAACAAAA